This is a messenger RNA of Hylaeus volcanicus, 1326 nucleotides long. Its product is annotated as chitin-binding domain protein cbd-1-like. Gene Ontology annotation, molecular function: chitin binding. The transcript has a single exon. Bases 1 to 1326 code for a protein of 441 amino acids. NCBI's taxonomy places the organism in Eukaryota, Metazoa, Arthropoda, Insecta, Hymenoptera, Colletidae. Gene Ontology annotation, cellular component: extracellular region. The record is from RefSeq and is a predicted model, not a curated record.
AUGGGUAAAAAGUAUGAAAUGGACUGCAAUUCAGAUAGCUAUGGCAAUCAACUGUUCUUCAACGCGGAGCGACAAGUCUGUGAUUAUGGGUGGAACGUGACACCUCAGAACGAUCUCUUAGAGAAGUGUCCACCAGCAGGAUCAUCCCAAACUCUACUUUUGGCUCACGAGUGUAACUGUUCCAAACAUUACGAAUGCCAUAACGGAGAAGCAAUCGGAAAAACCUGCCAGCCCGGUCAGAUGUUUGAUUAUAUUCUUAAGAAAUGUGUUCCGGCUGAAAAAGCGAUGUGUAAAUCUGGUUCCAGUCGAAUGUCUCCGAUAGAAUUUGAGAUAGAUAUACCUUCCAUAUUUGAAUGUCCACCGAAAGGUUCUCAUGAAACUAAGUUAAUACCACACGAAUGCAUUUGUAAUGUAUAUUUCCGUUGCGAAGACGGAAAUGCAGUUCGUGAGGAAUGUCUACCUGGUCAAGAUUUUGACUAUGAGAAACAAAAGUGCGGCUUACAGGAAGAUGUUAACUGCAGAAGACCUAUAGGCACUACUCCGACCCCCACCGCUACACCUAUCACAAGUCCAAAACCCGACCUGGAGUGUCGAAUAGAUUGUAAAUUUUGUACUAUUCGUCUUCCUUAUUCCACGGAGUGUUCUUCUUUGUAUUAUGAGUGCGAAAAUGGCAUGAGAGUGGUAAAGAAAUGUUCGCCAGGUCUUGAAUUUAAUCCAAUCACUCGUAUGUGUGACUUAUCUGAUUUCGUGAACUGUCCUCGCGUUUGUACUCCAGAAACUAAAUCCCCUCACGAGUGCGUAUGUAACAAGUACUACGAAUGCUCAAAGGAUGGAAGGUACCUAAUUGUUCGUGACUGUCCGGAAAAAUUGGUGUUUGAUCGCAACAGGCAAGUGUGCGACACGCCCGAUAGGGUAAUGUGUCCAGGACAGGAAUGUUUUCCAGGACUACGUAUACCUCACGAGUGCCAUUGUAACGAGUAUUACGAAUGCGCAAUGAACGGACUUAAACAAAACCUUAGAAAGUGUGAACAGGGAUACGAGUACGAUUACGAGAGGAAGGUGUGCGAUAUCACGUCGCGCGCCAAAUGUUGGAGAGGUCAUUGUGUACCAGAUGAAUUAUUGCCCCACGAGUAUGAUUGUGGCAAGUACUAUAAGUGUGGACCGACAGGAGAAAAAGUAGUUAGUCAGAAAUGCGCAGAAGGAUAUUUAUUCGAUUGUGACCUGAAGACAUGUGUUCCACAAAACAGAUUAGGGCGCUGCUGUGUUGUAAUUCCUCCUCAUUCAUUCAACGAAGAAUAUAUUGAGUUUUUAGAAGACAUACCGUGA